Molecule: messenger RNA, 2334 nt
Organism: Tympanuchus pallidicinctus (lesser prairie-chicken)
Lineage: Eukaryota; Metazoa; Chordata; Aves; Galliformes; Phasianidae
Product: threonine-rich protein-like
Exons: 6
Coding region: 39-1838 (599 amino acids)
Source: RefSeq, a predicted model, not a curated record
UCACUGAAUCCUGCCCGGGUAUUGGGUCCUGUCGGGACAUGGCCGCACACAGAGCAGGGCUGUUCCUGUCCCUGCUGCUGAGCAUCGCCGCGUUCGAGCUGGCGCUGGGAACCACAGCAGUGGGUGUGACAGUGCCAAAAUCCACAGAGCCCCCCGUGUCGCUGCUCAGCGCCGCAGCCACCACUCCUCCCUCCAGCCCGGACACAGAAGCCCCCACCUCAGUGAUGCCCAGCACACAGACAGAUGCCUCCAUGUUCAGCACUGUGAGAACCCAGGCGACCACCACCCCAAGCUCAACCUCCACAGCCAUGACACGGACCUGGGCUGACACCACCACUGGUGCAUCAGUAGAGACCAGCACAGAAACAGCUCCCACCAUACCAGAACAGCCAGAUUCUUCAGCUGAGUCCUCCACAGCCCUAGUGGGCAUCACAACCACCUCCACCAGCAGCACAGUGCCUCCCAGGGGCACUCUCACUCCCAGCCAGACACUGGGGAGCACAGCUAGGACCAGCUCUGAUAUCUCCACCAUAACUCUACAGACAGGUGCCUUCACACACAGCACUACAACAACUCAGAUGACCACCACCACUCCAAGCCCAGAACUCGUCUCCACCACCCCAAGCUCAACCUCCACAGCCAUGACACGGACCUGGGCUGACAUCACCACUGGCACAUCAGUAGAGACCAGCACAGCAACAGCUCCCACCAUACCAGAACAGCCAGAUUCUUCAGCUGAGUCCUCCACAGCCCUGGUGGGCAUCACAACCACCUCCAUCAGCAGCACGGUGCCUCCCAGGAGCACUCUCACUCCCAGCCAGACACUGGGGAGCACAGCUAGGACCAGCUCUGAUAUCUCCACCAUAGCUCUACAGACAGGUGCCUUCACACACAGCACUGCAACAACUCCAAUGACCACCACCACCACCACCACCCCAAGCCCCCUCUCUACAAUCACAGCAUCCACCUGGGCUGAGAUCACAUCAGCAGGGACCAGCACAGCCCCAGCUCCCACCACACCAGCACACACAGCUGAGCCCUCCACAGCCCUGGUGAGCACCACCACCACCACCAGCACUACAGUGGUCCCCAGGAGCACCUUCACUCCCAGCCCACCAUUGGAGAACACAACUGAGAGCAGCCCUGCUUUGUCCACCCUGAUUGCAGAGACAUCUCCAACAAGCCCCAGUGCCACCCCAGGAACCACAGCAGUGGGUGUGACAGUGCCAAAAUCCACAGAGCCCCCCGUGUCGCUGCUCAGCACCGCAGCCACCACUCCUCCCUCCAGCUCGGACACAGAAGCCCCCACCUCAGCGAUGCCCAGCACCACCCAUGUGACCAGCAGUGCUGCCCCCACUUCAGCACACACAGCUGCACCACCUGAGCCCUCUACAACUGUGGUAGACACCACCACCAUCUCCAUCAUCAGCACAGUGGUCCCCAGGAGCACCCUCAGUCCCAGCCCACCCUUGGGGAGCAGCACUAGAACCAGCCCUGAUGUCUCCACACUGACCACAGGAACACCUCCAGACACCUCGACGGCACCACAGAACCCCAGUGCCACCCCAGGCACGGAGUUCUCCCCCCCUGCCACCACCUCAGCACAGAGCCUGAAUGGCACCACCAGUCCCUCUGCAGAGCUGUCACCAGCCUGCCCCAAUGCCCCGAGCAAUGCCAGUGCAUCUCAGCUCUUCCUCUCCAUGCAUCUCAUCACUCCUCUGGACAUGGGGAACACCACGGUGCAGGAGCAGCUCCUGGCCAAGAUCCACAAGGACCUGCAGACCGCCUUCCCACAUGCCAGGGUCCUGCUGCAGUGGAGAGGGGAGAAGCUGAUCUGAGCCCAUCACCGGGGGAUGCUGGGCAGGACUGAGCCAUCCUGCACCUCCUGUCCUUGUCCCUCUGGGUAACCCACACAGUCCCAUCUGCUUCCCUGCACCCCAGUACCCCUCUGUGCCCCGUUUUCUAUUCCUUCCCACAGCCACUCUACAGCCCCAUAACACUGAUGAUAAAGAAGUAGAUCUACAGCCCCCCACCCUGCCCCAUUAUCACCAUGCAGCAGUGGCCCUGCUGGAAUUCAGGGUAAAGCAGGAGGCUCCAUCAGCCCCCGACCCCCAACAAGUUGUGCAUGCCAUGGGGCCAUGAAAAUCCUGUGGGCUGAGCUCCUUCCCUGUUUUUUUCCAGUCCCUGGUUGAGGAGACGGCCGCACCGUCUGCCUCCCCUGCAGCAAAGUCAUUUAUUAACUGAUUAAUUAGCCAGAUAAAAUGAGAGCGAAGCAAUUAUUACUCUAAGCAAGUCACCUCGCAGGGAGAUUAAAAGUGGAAUAAUGAGCAAAAA